Messenger RNA from Colossoma macropomum (tambaqui), 1099 nucleotides. RefSeq names its product ATP synthase membrane subunit c locus 3a (gene atp5mc3a). Gene Ontology annotation, biological process: proton motive force-driven ATP synthesis; proton transmembrane transport. Gene Ontology annotation, molecular function: proton transmembrane transporter activity. The coding region runs from base 191 to 610 and encodes 139 amino acids. Lineage: Eukaryota; Metazoa; Chordata; Actinopteri; Characiformes; Serrasalmidae. The transcript is spliced from 5 exons. The record is from RefSeq and is a predicted model, not a curated record.
GCGUUUGUGGCCUGUUUCAAUAAAGUUUUAAUGCAACGACCUUGUCUUGACGUCAGAUACCCAUCCGGGACUUUAUUGCUGAGAGUCAGCGCAGGCGCAGUGUGUCCAACCGCUUCGACCUCCGGCUGCGACAGUCCCCGGCUGCUGCUCUAAAUUUGCAAUAACCGGUUAAAACAGAACAAACUCCAUAAUGUAUGCCUGCGCGAAAUUCGUCUCUACACCCGCCCUGGUCCGUUCUGGAUCCCGGGCUUUGUACAGACCAGUGUCUGCCGCUGUACUGUCUAGGCCAGAGGUCAAAACAGAGACCACUGCUGCUCUCCUGCCCCAGUCUCCCCUCACCCAGGUGUGUCUGCGAGGCUUCCAGACCAGCGCAGUGAGCCGGGACAUCGACACUGCUGCCAAGUUCAUUGGAGCUGGAGCUGCCACUGUUGGAGUGGCUGGAUCUGGUGCUGGAAUCGGAACAGUGUUCGGCAGUCUUAUCAUUGGAUAUGCUAGGAACCCGUCUCUGAAGCAGCAGCUCUUCUCGUAUGCUAUUCUGGGGUUUGCUCUGUCUGAAGCCAUGGGGCUUUUCUGUUUGAUGGUUGCUUUCCUCAUCCUGUUCGCCAUGUAAAAAAACAGAAACUGGUAACAGUGGAAACAUAUGCUGUACUCAAUUGUGACUUAACCGUUGCUACCGAAAGUGUCUGCUCUUAAUGUCCAUGUAGUGCAUUUUGAAGUUCACUGUCAAAAUGAUAUUGUAUUAUACAACUGUAAUCAGUUACAAAAUUAAAAUAAGUAUUUGAACUAUUUAAAGGCCAACUAUAAUUUUUGUACUUUGGCAAUCAUGUCUCUCCACCCUGUUAUUGGAUGACAAUGGCAGCAGUUCCAGCAGUGCUCACCAGAAUGUCAACCUUGAAGAUUCACAGCAGAACUUAGAGCCAGAUAGCACUUUCUGUACAUCACAAUUGGGGAAAGUGUAUUUGUUUUGGGUCCACUCAUUUUCAGGGUCUGAACUAUUGGUGGAAAGUGAAAAUGUAAGUAGGUUGCAACUGGUUAAAAGCCAAUAAACCUUUUGCUUUUGUAAAUUGCAUUAAAUAAAUAUAGAUUUGUGUUUACUGGA